Molecule: messenger RNA, 3016 nt
Organism: Bombyx mori (domestic silkworm)
Lineage: Eukaryota; Metazoa; Arthropoda; Insecta; Lepidoptera; Bombycidae
Product: serologically defined colon cancer antigen 8 homolog
Exons: 16
Coding region: 140-2191 (683 amino acids)
Biological process (GO): establishment of cell polarity; tube formation; neuron migration
Cellular component (GO): centriole; centrosome
Source: RefSeq, a predicted model, not a curated record
AUUGACCGCGAAACAAUGACGCGCGAUGGAUAUCAAACUUAAUUAAAUCAAUCGAAUUAAUUUCAAUGGCCAAAAAUGCAUUUGUUUUUUUUAUUCAAAAAUGAAACGUGCUUAAUUUAGAUUCCGUGAACCGCUGAUAAUGUAUUCGUAUUUCAAGUACAGGAGGCCAAUGAAAAUGAAUGAUUAUGGAUUGAAACGGAUCCCGGAUUAUACGGAGCUGGCUUACAAGGAGGCUGUUUCGAAGCUGAGAUACUUCUUAUCGGGAAACUACGCGCCUUCUGCUCGCAGUUACGGAGGUUCUGCUUCGAUAAAGAAUCUCGACGAAUCCGAUGGGGAUCUGGACAAGAAAUAUUCUAGUUCGUACAACGCCGUCGGCGACUUCAAGCCGAAGCCGAGACUUACCGCCAAGUAUGCCACUCUUUAUGCCGACAGCUUGAAGAACUACACGCCCGAACCUGUCAAUGUUCCUACGUCGGCUGGGGCUGGAGAUUCGUCGACCGCGAACCCUGACGUCAUCAAUUUCAUACAUAAACAGGAAGAGUACAUCGAGCAAUUAGAAAGGGAGAGUCAGUAUUGCAGGGACGAAUUGAACAAUCUACUCGGUAAAGUGAAGGAAGUGAUCUCGGAGAACGAGCAUCUGCACGAAGCCCAGAAGAACAAGUUGAUUUCUAGAAUGUUCCAUUCGUACAAUGGCUCCGAAACUGAUGACGUCGACGACAGCACCGGUCUCGACAGUGACAAUAAGACAAGCCCAUCGAAAGCUCGGAAGACGUCUAAAGCCCGUGGUACGAGACUUGAAGGUCCCAACAUCGUCUUCGAGUCCCGCAUCGCAGAACUGGAAGCUCAACUAACUCAGUCCAAGAUCGACUUGAAGAAGCUGCAGGAUGAAAACAAUGAGAACAAACGUAAGUUGGCCUCUGGACUUGUCGACUCGACUUGCCUUGACGGCUUCAAGCGACAGAUCGACAAUCUACAGAGAGACAAGUCCACGUUGGAAGCUCAAAUAUCUAAGCUCAAACUGAGCUUGGAGCAGCGCGAAGACGACAGCGGACGGUACAGGAGAACUGAGGUCGUGGAACAACAACUAAGAGAAGAUAAGAACAGUUUGGAAGCAGAAAUAAGAAGUCUCAAGGAGGAGUUGAGCAAGGAGCGUGCGCGGGUGCGGGAGCUGGCGGGGGCGGGGGCGCGGGGGAGGGCGCGCGCUGAGCACCUGGACGACCUGCACCACGACCUCGCCGCGCAGUACGACACCGUCGCCAGACUGCAGCUUGACUUGGACCGUCAGCGGCGCGAGGAGAACGAUCUCAAACGAGAACUGACCUUGAAGAACUCCGCCGUUGAGGAACUGAAGAUGGAACUCAAGAAUAAAACUGCAUCUCUCCAGGCUGAUCUGUCUCAGGCUCACGCCGAGAAGGCUUCAUUGGAGGAGGAGCUGGCAAGCGCGCGGCUGGCCUUAGAGCGACACCAGCGCCAGACCAAACACGAAACUAAUCGACUUAAUUCAGAGAUCCAGUCCCUUCGUCAGCGUCUGGACCGAGCUGACGCGGACCUGGUACACUCGCGCCGCGAGAACCUGCGUCUCUCUGAGCAGAUCUCCAAUCUCGAAAAAGAGAUUAACUUGAAGAGCUUGAGCCCGAUCUCUUCAGAGAAGAACAAGAAGGAAAAGGAGCUGUCUACCAUGCUGGAGUCCAUUGACAACAAGCACGCUAAAACGGUGGCCGAGUUGGAGGGCAUGAUACAUUCACAAAACAGUCUGAUGGAGAAACUGACCGGAGAGUGUCGCUUGCUCACAGACAAGCUCGACGACGCGAACCGUAGGCACAAAGCGGAGAAAACACAAUUGCUUUGCAGGAACGCUGAGCUGAUGCGAAAGCUCAGGAGCUUGUGGUGUUCCCACAAGAGAUAUUGCACUACCACUGUAGCACGAAGCUCCACCCCGCUGAGCGGAUACCCCCACAGUCGAUCAUCGUAUGACCUAGACCGCACCUACCGAACAUCGACCCCCUUCACUAAUAGAUUUAGGAGCUUUUCAUCUAGAGACCACAUCGGAGGCCUCGUGAGAAACUUGAGCGAUCUAUCCCUUGAUAGAGUCGAUGACUCCGAUGUCGAGCCUUCGAAGGGAAGAAUUGGCAGCUCUGCAGCGUCAAGUAGACACUCUGGGCAGGACACUCCAGCCGCCGCACGCGCCUAGUCGUCAAGCACAUCCCACGCACUAUACUCCAGCCGACAGAAGCGUACCCUUUAUUGCUUCCUCUCCCGGACACGACGAUCCCGGAGAUCAGUCCCCCGGAGACACCGGACAUACAGACCGAACGGACAGAGAGCGACUCCAACCCGAGCAUCACGACCACCAAGAGCCUACAACAAUAACCGACGAACAUCAAUCUCAACCGAUGUCCAAAGAUGAUGAAAAACCCUACAAAAAUCAAAACGAUGCACCAAUUAAAUCAGAAAGACCAAUGGACGUAGAGCAUAAAGAACAGACUUAUCAAGAGGAUGCGAAUUUCAUUGGACAGGAACAAAAUUACGAAGCAACAGAAAUGCAAUACCAACCUGAAUACCAAAAUAAUUACGAGGAGCCGACUUACGCAAACGAACAAUAUGAAAAUUAUGAACAAUAUCAGCAAUAUGCUGACCCCAACGCGCAAUAUAGCGAAGAACAAUACAACAACAUAGCCGAAGUCAACUACCAACCCGAGCAGAAUUACGAACAAAGCUAUGAGAACACAGCGGAGGCUCCACAAGAACAAUAUUACCCAGAGUCAAAUGACACAAAUCCAAGUGAUGCUCCAACGAAAAUGGCGGAGGAACAUCAGAGUUAGCAAUUCGUAUGUUUUUAUUUCUUGCAACAUUCCGUUACAACGCUUUUGAUAGAGUAACGUGCCACUAAUAUAGAUUAGCUUUCGGCGUCGGAUAAAUAAACUAUGAAAGUUGAAUGUGUUGAAUAAUAAAAUCUAUUGAAAUGUUUAUCGAGAAACGAGUUAAUAAAUCGCUCAAUACUUAUAUUGCAAUUGGA